Molecule: messenger RNA, 3651 nt
Organism: Mya arenaria
Lineage: Eukaryota; Metazoa; Mollusca; Bivalvia; Myida; Myidae
Product: telomerase reverse transcriptase-like
Exons: 24
Coding region: 95-3448 (1117 amino acids)
Biological process (GO): telomere maintenance via telomerase
Cellular component (GO): telomerase catalytic core complex
Molecular function (GO): telomeric repeat DNA binding; telomerase RNA binding
Source: RefSeq, a predicted model, not a curated record
UAAUGUUUAUCUGAAUCGCUGACGUUAGACAUGGAAGUUUUGACUAAAAAAUAUCACCAAAUUCGCCAAUUGAGUGACUGGUUGAUGGAAAAGGAUGAAAAGGGAUUCGGAGCCAGAUUUUUCAGAUCAGUGUUUAUUGAAGGCUGUCUGUGUUUGUUGGGGAGAUGGAACACCCGGCUUCAAAUGGCGGACUACUGCACACACAAAACCUUUGGAAGAUAUAGUCAUGGAAAUAGUAAAUAGAAAGAAGACAUUUAGAGAGAGUAACAUUCUGACACUGGGAUAUGAUUUGAUGUCGUCUGCCCAUGGAGCCACUCUGAGUACCGGAAAUGUAGAGAGUCGCUACUGUAAUUCAAUGGUCACAAGACUCCUCACACAACCCUGGCGAGAGUUUCAUAAAAAGAUGGGUGACUCUGUUGUAACAUACCUGGUGGAAUUCACAUCCCUAUAUCUGGCCCUGCCAAAAGGUUGCUAUGUUCAACUGACUGCUCCACUGUAUAACACCUUCAAUUAUGAUAAGCAACUAGGAACCACAGAAAAUCAAGCAAAGCGAAAACUCGCGGCAUUCAAAACAUUUUGCAAUGGUCCUGAGCAAAAAAUAGGGAGAUUGCCUAAUGAUAAUAUUGUCCAAACACUGGCAGUACAAACACAUUGUGAUGGACCUAAGCAAAAGAGACGCAAACUUGCAAAUGAUAACAAAGUUGGUCCUACGGGAAAUGGAAGCAGAUCUGCUAAGGAUAAUAAGGCCAAUAUAACUGAAUAUACUAUGGGUAACAAGGGAGGCUUGACAAGCGAGGAGUGUCAAACAGAAAGAAAAAAUGGGUUGCAUCGCAGUACUGAAGCGUUGAAAGUGACAUCCAAUGUUGAAACUAGACAUCAUCCCAGUAUUGAAGCAUUUACAAUGCCAUCAAGUGUUAAAACUAGACAGUAUCGCAGUACUGAUGUUUUGAAAGUGCCAUCAAUAGUUGAAACUAGGCAGUAUUCCAGCAUUGAAGUGUUGAAACUGCCAUCAAAUGUUGAGCCUAGACUGCCUCCCUGUAUUGAAUCGUUGGAAGUGCCAUCACAUGCUGAAAUUCCACCUAAAACCAGUACGAAAGAGAAGGUCAAAGCAAAUUCAAUACCUUGUAUCAGAACACACUUACGCAGACCGACUGUAAUUCUUGAAAAGAAGAGUACUCUUUAUGCACGGAAUGCACGAGAACGAAUACUUGGAUCGGCAAGUUUAUCUACAGCCAUGAAAAGCGGACAAGCAGAUGGCAUGGUCACGGAAAUGCUUGGAGUGACUGAGGUAGACGCAUCUACAAGACAACUCAUUCAGGCAUACUUUACGGAUAUUGCCCAAAACUUAAAGAAGUGUCCUUUAAAAGCUCUGCUGAACAAGCAUUGUCCUGUUGGAAAGGUUAAUUCGUCAACAACGAACAGAAAGGUGCUAGGUAGAAAACACGGGUCGAGCAUGAAGAAUUCAGCAACCCAAGUCCACCUGUUGAAUUCCAACCAUCAACAUAGGCAUGUGUUCCUGUUUAUUCGGGCUUGCAUUGUGAGGGUAGUCCCUGAUGAACUACUUGGCGGGAGUCACAACAGGAACCUGUUACUCAAGGAUAUUGCAUGGCUCAUAUCAAGUGGAAAACCUGACAAGGUUUCACUGGAGAGGCUUACGUCUGGAAUGAAGACAAAAACCAUAGUCUGGAUGAAGAACGUACCUUGCAACUUGUGUAAGCUAAGCUUGCUAGGCAGACUCGUUUAUUGGAUCAUGUCGAAGUUCGUCUUUGUUCUUCUACGCACUUUUUUCUACACCACGGAAACGACUUUCAUGAAGCAUAGAACAGUGUACUUCAGACAAAGCACAUGGACUAGACUCCAUAUCCUUGGAGUAGCAGGUUAUUUUAUGAUGCUUGUUCUUAAAGUCAUAAACACAUGCUUAGAAUCAGUUUUUAAUGAAAUUCAGUAUUUUCAGCGUCUUGUAAAGCAACUCCUGGACACUAGAUUAGCAAUAGGUGUUUCAUCACUACGAUUUGUUCCGAAACCCAGAUCACUACGACCAAUCGUCAACAUGGGAAUAAAGACAGCAAUGUCUCCUUUACAGGUUCCAAUUUCAAUCAACCAACAAUUAAAAGACACACACUGUUUUGGAAACGACGACAUUUACACGGCUUGGAAACAAUUUGCGCUUAAAUGGUCCAAGUCCGGAAAGCCUGAGCUAUACUUUGUCAAGACAGACAUUGCUAAAUGCUAUGACUCUAUGGUGCAGACAAAGGUUUACGAGAUAUUGGAAAAGUUACUAAACCAGCAUGCAACUGAAGACAUCAUUGUGCGAAAAUACUUCUCCUAUAGAAUAAAAGAGGGAAAAACUUCAAGACAGUUUCACAGAGACGCGGCUAGGGCUUCCGAAUUCGUCAAAGAGUUUCCUCAAUUCUUGGAAGAAAAAUCAGAAACAUCAAAAAGCAGAAAUGUUGUGUAUUCGGAUAAAGUCAUUUAUCACCAUCAAACAGCCGACUCAUUGCUAAAGACACUCCGUGGCCACGUGUUUAAAAACAUUAUCAAGAUUGGAACACGAUAUUACAUCCAGAAAUUAGGCAUUAGCCAGGGUUCGGUUGUGUCAACACUUCUUUGCAAUUUUUACUAUGCUGAGAUGGAAAAGGAGUUGUUUGAUCUUCAGGAUGGUGACCUUCUCAUUAGGAUUGUGGAUGACUACAUGUUUGUAUCCCCAUCGUGUGAAAGAGCAAAUGGCUUUCUGGAUCUGAUGCUUAAAGGCAAUGCAGCUUUUAACUGUUUCACCAAUGAAGAGAAAGUUCUAACUAAUUUCACAGCGAACAACCACCAUUCGAUCUGCGUUCUGGAAGAUGUAUGGUUUCCAUGGUGUGGCCUCAUGUUCAAUGUUCACACGCUGGAAGUUUCUACAGACUGCUCCAGAUACUCGGGAACAAGAAUGACCGAUUCAAUGUCGUUUGACCUUACAAAACAACGAGGUCUUGCGGUGAAGCAGAAACUGACCUACUCUAUACGACAGAAGUGCCAUGCCAUAUUUGUUGAUAACGUUAUCAAUUCCGAGACUCAAGUGCAUUUGAACAUAUUUCACUUGAUGCUGCUUAUCAUGUACAAGUUCCACGCAUGCGUAAGAAAACUUGAAGCCAGUCAGCGUGCAGAUGAUAAUCCAAAAUUCUUUCUGGAUGUUCUCUUCGCCAUGAUAGAGAUAGUGCAUUCGACUGUUUGUGAUGUUCAGGCAAUCUCCAAAACCAAUAGAAAGGCGGUCUUCUCUGAUAUUUGUUGGCUGUGUUUGCGCGCAUAUCAAAUGACAUUCCAACAUAAGCAAUGCUUUCCACGCCUGAAGAAACUUGUUCGAUCUGAGAUGAUACGAAUCAGAAAAUCCAUGCCAAAAGUGACUGUCAUCAAAUUACAGGAAACCAUUGAGUCUGAUUUGCCAGCAGUUUUCCAUAAUGUGUUGAUGUAAUGUUUUUCCACAGUAUUCCACAAUAUUUGGUAUAUUUGUUUGCCACAGUAUUCCAAAAUGUUUAGGUAUAUAAGUUACCCACAAUAUGUUGGUGAACUGUAUUCCACGAUUGUAAAUAUAUAUAUAAUUAUACUGAGAUACCAUUUGUGAUGUUUAUGACUAAGAUGUACAAUGAAUCGGAGAAAUAUAAAUUAUUGUGUAUG